Messenger RNA from Protopolystoma xenopodis, 261 nucleotides. The record is from the annotation of a GenBank genome assembly. Lineage: Eukaryota; Metazoa; Platyhelminthes; Monogenea; Polystomatidea; Polystomatidae.
AUGCUCAAUCUCGUAGCUAGAGCUUCAAUUUUCCAAGAGAUGUGCAGUUAUGAACCUAAAAAGCGACGCUUUUUGCGUACUAUUUUGUCACAAUCUGACUCUAACACAAACGACGGCUCUGCCUCCGAAUCAACUGGCGCAGAAGCUGCCAAUUUUGAGACUUUUCUCCUCGAAGCAGUCGGUGUGGCAUUAUCGCGCAUGGCUCGACAUGUUAAGUCUUGUUGUGAUGCGCUGAGUGCAGAUAAAAAUGUGAGUAAGUGA